Effrenium voratum is the source of this 848-nucleotide messenger RNA. Lineage: Eukaryota; Dinophyceae; Suessiales; Symbiodiniaceae. The record is from the annotation of a GenBank genome assembly.
AGCUUCACAGCUCUUGCUUCGCGUUGCGCAAUGCUUCGGCUGCUGCUGCUCCUCGUGGGAUCCGGAUUUGCCUUUGCGGCGCCGAAAUGGUGGGAGGUUUCCUCAGAGGAGAACGCCAAGUCUCUGGCCCUCUACUUCGACAGAGAGGCGAGACGUUACUUCGUGUACACAGAAGGUACGAUCGCCUCCAGCGAGAAGGCCUUUAGCAUGUACUUCAAUGUGGCGCGAGGGCCGACAGUGAAGAACAUUUGUGAAGUUGGCUUCAACGCGGGGCACUCCACCGCCAUCUACCUGAACGCGAAUCCAGAUGCCCAAGUCUACUCCUUCGACAUUGGGCAGUUCCCCUACACGGUGGGCAACUCCGAGUUGAUGAAGUCACUCUUUCCGGACCGGUUCGAGUACAUCUCGGGGCCUUCUGCGGAGACGGUGAAGGCAUUUGCGGAGGAGAGGCCAGAUGUGAAGUGCGACGUGAUCAGCGUGGACGGGGACCACAGCACCGAGGGCACGCUGGCGGACUUGAGGAACUUCCAGAAGUUGGCCUCUUGUAGGAACUGGGUGCUGAUGGAUGACGCCGGCUGGAAUUCCACGAACUCGGCCUGGCAAAUGGCCAAGGAUGCCGGGAUCCUGACCCAGGUGGAGUGCUUCGCGGACAUGAACCCCAGGCCUGACUACCAGUUCAUGGAGUACCCGGAGAACCGAUCCUGGUGCUUGGGGUUCUUCAACGUGCAGGACGACACGUGCCCCGCCUGGUUUCAGGAGAGCCCCAACACCGAGCGGACCUUUGUGCGGCCGAUUGAGAUCUGAGCAGCGGCAAACUCCGGCAAAGUCCCCCACGGCAUUGAACGGAC